AUGAAUCCAGCCUUGCCGCAGGGUGGUCCGCCUCAAAAGGCACACCCGAUCCACCCAGCGCUGAAAUGUGCCUUGUUCCUUGACUUUCUCUUCCACCUCAAAGGCGUCGAAAAUGUCAGUCGAUUGAAUACAGCAGAUUCAAUCUCCCAUGUCCGAAGCGAUCACCCCCCAGCUCACAGAACCUUGAAUUGGGGUACUAUUAUCACGAGCAGAAAGAGAAACGCGUCCAUUUAA
This is a messenger RNA of Aspergillus calidoustus, 234 nucleotides long. NCBI's taxonomy places the organism in Eukaryota, Fungi, Ascomycota, Eurotiomycetes, Eurotiales, Aspergillaceae. The record is from the annotation of a GenBank genome assembly.